AUGGUUUCUAGGAGUUCUGCCGCUCAAAAGCUUCGAGGAAACGCCGCCGACAGAAGACCCCCGCUGCACACAGCAGCAGCAGCAGCAGCAGCAGCAGUAGCAGCAGCAGCAGCAGCAACAAGUGCAGCAGCAGCAGCAGCAGUAGCAGCAGCAGCAGGAGCAGCAAGUGUAGCAGCAGCAGCAAGCGGGUUUAAAGAAGACGCGGAUGUCGUGCAGAGUUCUGCCGCUCAAAAGCUUCGAGGAAACGCCGCCAACAGAAGACCCCCGCUGCAGACAGCAGCAGCAGCAGCAGCAGCAGCAGCAGCAGCAGCAGUAGCAGCAGCAGGAGCAGCAAGUGGAGCAGCAGCAGCAGCAGUAGCAGCAGUAGCAGCAGCAGCAGCAAGUGUAGCAGCAGCAGCAACAGCAGUAGCAGCAACAGUUGUGGCAGUAGCAGCAGAAGGUGUUGCAGCAGCAGCAGCAGCAGAAGUAGUAGCAGCAGUAACAGCAAAAGGAGUAACAGCAGCAGCAGCAGCAGCAGCAGUAGCAGCAGAACCAGUUGCAGCAACAGCAGCAGAAGCAGUAGGAGCAACAGCAGGAGACAGAGGAGACAGACACAAAGGAGACAGAGAAAGAAGAGAGAGAAAAGAGAAAGAAGAGAAAGAAGAAAAAAGAAAAGAAAGAAAAGAAAGAAGAGACAAAGGAGACCAGUUGCAGCAACAGCAGCAGAAGCAGGGAGUAGCAGGGCGCUGGGCGCAGCAGCAAAUGAAGGGCCGCCUGGGAGUCUUCUUUGCUUCGGUCGUCAUCAGACUCAGCCAAAUAAAUGUCAUACGCAGCCCUGCUGCUGCUGCUGCUGCUGCUGCUGCUGCUGCUGCUGCUGCUGCUGUUGCUGCUGAUGCUGCCAGGAUGGUCGCCGCCGGUGCGGCUGCCCUGGUUGCGGCUAACUCGGUUGCUGCUCGGUGGAUUGCUGCUGCUGCUGCUGCUGCUGCUGCUGCUGAUGCUAGGUUACAGAAGGCGUUGGAUUCGCUGCAGUGCAGCAGCUGCAACCGACUACAAGCAGCGGGGCCUGAUGCAGCAGGUGCAGCAGCAGCAGCUGCUGCUCCCAGCAGCUCAGCAGCAGCAGCAGCAGCAGCACCAGCAGCAGCAGCAGCAGGAACGGGCCUCCGAAGGAAGCGCAGGCCCCCUUCAGAAGCUUCCUCAACAGGGUCUGCAGCAACAGAUGCAGCAGCAGCAGCAGCAGCAACAGCAGCAGCAGCAGCAGCAGAUGCUGCAAUAUGUCUCGAUUCAGAGGAGGAGGAGGAUGAGCUGGAGAGCCUUCGCAACGCCGAAUCUAUGCGGGCGCUGAGGGGCUUGCUGCAGCAGCAGCAGCUCUGCUGCUGCUGCUGCUGCAGGACGGCGGAGACGGGGAGAGACCUCACAGCGCAGCAUGCGGGGAUCAGACAACUCCUGGGAUUCGCCGCUGCUGAUGCUGAAUGCUUCAGGCGAAGCCUCAACCCGUCCGUCGCUGCUGCUGCUGCGGCUGUUGCUUCGUUACUAGGUGGGGAUGCAGCAGCAGCAGCAGCAGCAGCAGCAGCAGCAGUAGUAGUAGUUGCUGCUGCUGCAGCAGCAGGAAGAGAGAUAACUUUGUUAGGGCCCUUCUUGGGGGGCCCCCUGGCUCUUGUUGGGGGCCCCCCGGGGGCUACGAGACAGUUGGGGCGGAGCAUAAGACAGCAACUGCAGCAGCAACAUCAGCAGGACCCGCAGCAGCAGCAGCAACAACAAGACGACCCGCAGCAGCAGCAGCAGCAGCAGCGACCCCUCAGCGCCCGCAUAGAUUCGGCGUUGCGAAGGCUCUCCAGCUCAUCCUCCUCCUCCUCUGAAUCAAGACAUAUUGCAGCAUCUGCUGCUGCUGCUGCUGCUGCUGUUGCUGCUGCUGCUGCUGCAUCUGUUGCUGCAGACCCUGCUGAGGAAGCUUCUGAAGGGGGCCUCCGCUUCCUUCGGAGGCCCCUGCAGCAGAGCGCAUCCUUACCAGCUGCUGCACUGCAGCGAAUCCAACGCCUUCUGCAACCUGAAACAAACAGCAGCAGCAGCAGCAGCAGCAAGCAGCAGCAGCAGCAGCAGCAAACAGCAGCAGCAGCAAGCAGCAGCAGCAGCAAGCAGCAGCAGCAGCAAGCAGCAGCAGCAGCAAGCAGCAGCAGCAGCAAACAGCAGCAGCAGCAGUUUCACAAGACACAAACCAAUAGCUGA
Molecule: messenger RNA, 2202 nt
Organism: Eimeria mitis
Lineage: Eukaryota; Apicomplexa; Conoidasida; Eucoccidiorida; Eimeriidae
Exons: 12
Coding region: 1-2202 (733 amino acids)
Source: RefSeq, a predicted model, not a curated record